AUGGCAGAUCUCAGUGUGGCUACGGUGAUGUCGCUUUCUGGACGAGUAGGCCUUGUUACAGGCGGAGGGACGGGGAUAGGGUUCAGCAUUGCCAAAGUCUUCGCUGCAAACGGAGCCAAGGUGUAUAUCACCGGGCGAAGGCUGGACGUGCUGGAGAAGGCUGCCGCAUCUGUUACGGGCAUCCCAGGAUCCAUUAUCCCACUCCAGAUGGACGUGACUGACGAAGAACGCGUCAAGGCCUGUGCAAAACACAUCGAAGAAAUCGACGGCAAGCUCGAUAUCCUAGUGAACAAUGCCGGAACUGGCAGUUCCGUUCGCGAUCCUGACUUCAUCGCGAAGAAGUACGCAGCCACGGAUCCUUUUGAACCGGAGACAGUAGAGACCUGGACAGACAUCUUCGCGCUAAACACCAUUGCGCCAUUCUUCGUCAUACGCGCUUUCCAAUCCCUCCUUGUCAAAGGAGCACAUUCUCGCCCUCAAGGCACGUCAAGCGUCAUCAACAUCAGCAGCGUGUCGGCAAAGAUGAACAUAUCGCCCAUAAUUUGCUUCGCGUACAGCGCGACGAAAGCAGCUUUGGACAAGCUUACUCUCGUUCUGGCAACGAGCUUUGCUGGGAGGGGUGUCCCCAUUCGCGUGAACUCUCUGCAGCCAGGGGCGUUCGCGUCGGAGCAGCUGACUCCUGAGUUUAUGGAGGAACUCAAGACUGACAAGCCAAUGCCUGGGUUCGUCGCGCCGAUACCUGCGAGGAGGCAUGGGACGGACGCGGAGAUGGGGAUGACAGCGAUUUAUUUAGCAGUGUCGGAUUAUACGAAUGGAGCGGUUUUGAGCGUUGAUGGUGGAUUAUCGCUGGUUAAUCCUUAA
Molecule: messenger RNA, 861 nt
Organism: Desarmillaria tabescens
Lineage: Eukaryota; Fungi; Basidiomycota; Agaricomycetes; Agaricales; Physalacriaceae
Exons: 6
Coding region: 1-861 (286 amino acids)
Source: RefSeq, a predicted model, not a curated record